Messenger RNA from Uloborus diversus, 399 nucleotides. RefSeq lists its product as uncharacterized. Gene Ontology annotation, molecular function: DNA binding. The transcript has a single exon. The record is from RefSeq and is a predicted model, not a curated record. Lineage: Eukaryota; Metazoa; Arthropoda; Arachnida; Araneae; Uloboridae. The coding region runs from base 1 to 399 and encodes 132 amino acids. Gene Ontology annotation, biological process: DNA transposition; DNA integration.
AUGUCAGACCUUACAGAGUUCCAAAGAGGAAUGAUUGUUGGGGCGCGUUUAAGUGGAGCAUCGGUUACGGAAACAGCAAAGCUUUUGGGGUGUGCAAGAGGUACGGUGUCAGAGGUUAUGACAGCAUACACGAAAGAAGGUAAGACGACGUCUUCAAAGCACCACAGUGGCCGAAAGUCAAAGCUUGCUGAUAGGGAUAGAAGAGCUUUGAAGCUCAUAGUAGCCCGAAAGCGCAAGCAAUCCUUAUCCGAAAUAAUAUCUAAAAUGAACAGCCAUCUCCAGGACCCCGUUUCAACAAAAACUGUCAAAAGGGAAUUUCAUGCUGCGAACAUUUCUGGCAGAGUGGCAAUUCAAAAACCCUUGGUCACAGCAACUAAUGCUUUCAAGCGACGCCAAUAG